This is a messenger RNA of Lactuca saligna, 1148 nucleotides long. NCBI's taxonomy places the organism in Eukaryota, Viridiplantae, Streptophyta, Magnoliopsida, Asterales, Asteraceae. The record is from the annotation of a GenBank genome assembly.
AUGGAGUCUCUCUCCAUAGGUCUCCCAGCUUCCCGACCAUCUCCAAAGAACCCUAAAUUCCACAAAAUCAAAACACCCAAUCCCAUUUUCCUUUUCACUAGUUGCCAUUUAACCCCAAAUUCCAUCCGAUUCCUUUCUCAUUUCACCAAGAAAAAACCCAAAUCAACCAAUACUACCCUCAAAUCCCAAUCUCUGGCUUUCCUUUUUGUGGGAUUUCCAUUUCCACUCUCUUCAUUUGCUUCUGAGGAAAUACCCAUUGACCAAUCAUCUAGUAAAAUCAACCUAGAGUCGAUUUUGGUUUCAAUUGAUGAUUUUUUCAACAGAUAUCCGUUUUUUGUUGCCGGGGUUGUUUUCAUUUGGCUGUUUGUCAUCCCUGCGACUCAAGAAUACUUGCGAAAGUACAAGGACAUAUCUGCUCUUGAUGCUUUCAAAAAGCUUAAGGAUGACCCAAAUGCACAGCUAUUAGAUAUCAGAGAUAACAAGACUCUGAGGGUUCUGGGCUCGCCCAAUUUGAAGAUUUUUAGUAAGAAUGCUGUUCAGGUCGAAUUUCGUGAUGGGGAUGACGAGGGUUUUGUAAAGAAAGUGAAAGAGAAUUUCGGGGAUCCUGCAAAUACCACCAUUUGCACUCUUGACAAUUUUGAUGGUAACUCCAUGAAGGUAGCCGAGUUAUUGUUCAACAAUGGAUUCAAAGAGGCUUAUGCUAUCCGAGGUGGAGUUAGAGGCAACAACGGGUGGCUGGAAAUACAAGAAACAUUUCUCCCACCCUCUGUACACAUCAACCUCAAAACAAAAGUCAAUAAGUCAAAACAAGUAAAUAACAAUGGAGCAAUCAACGAACAAAGUGAAGCGAAGAGCCAAAUAGAUUCUGUAGCUGAAAGCAAACAAACCAACAAUGGUUCUGUCAAACAUAAUACAUCAUCUAUGGGACCCGUGUCCAGAUCAUUGUCUCCAUACUCGAUGUAUCCUGAUAUGAAGCCGCCUUCCUCUCCAACUCCAUCCAAGCCUCAAUAAGGAUGCGACUCAUUUUGUACUCACUGAGUCAACUCGAUAUGUUUUAUUUUUUGUAACAGACCAUGUUAUUCAACACUUUUUGCGUAUUCCUAGUCUCAUUAUGUUUAUUUGAUCUGAUUAGGAGUGUAAAAUCUUUG